UUGAGAAGCCUCCAUAACCAAUGGUAUAUGUUUGUACACAUGCAGCCUGCUUCGCCAUGUCCCAUCCUUCAGGACAUGGGCUUAUGGGUUGGCCACCCUAUGCGGUGUGGAUAUGUGACGUCUUUAUAGGAAAUUCAUCAUGUGCAAAGAGUCUCUCUUGAAGAAUACUGACUUCCAACUUGCUUGAGUUAUAUAAUUCCUAGGCAUGCUCUCAGUAUCAUCCAUGCAAGGUGAGGUCGGUGUAAGUGGCACAAGCAAAGAUGGUGCUUAAUCGAUGGCUACUUUUAAUGCUAUUGGCGCUACUACAUGAGGUGACAGGUACCAUGGUAAAGCUUAACAAUGGUGGAUUUGAAGAUAUUGUUAUUGCAAUUAACCCUGGGUUACCAGAAGACAACAAAAUAAUUGACAACAUAAAGGUUAUGGUUAAAGAGGCCUCUAAUUAUCUCUUCUCUGCUACAAAGAAACGGUUUUAUUACAAGACAGUCAAGGUUAUAAUUCCUUUGACAUGGACACCCAAGCCUGAAUAUAACAGAAUAACCAUAGAAUCUUAUGACAAGGCCGACGUCAUAGUGGCAGAGCCUUUCCUGAAAUAUGGAGAUGAUCCCUAUACCUUGCAGUACGGAGGGUGUGGGAUACACGGACGAUACAUCCAUUUUACAUCUAACUUCCUGACAAACAAUUUAGAUGCUAUUUAUGGAUCACGAGGCAAAGUUUUUGUCCAUGAGUGGGCUCAUCUCAGAUGGGGAGUCUUUGAUGAAUAUAAUAGUGAUGCACCUUUCUAUACAUCUGGGAUUAAUCAGGCUGAAGCAACAAGAUGCUCAGCCGGUGUCACUGGACAAUAUAAAUUCCGAACUAGCGCAGGAACACUCAGAAACUGCAAAUUUGACCACCGAACUCAGGUAUACGAGGCUGGAUGCCAAUUUUAUCCAGACAAGAAACAGAGUACUCCAGCGUCUAUAAUGUACAUGCAAAGUCUCUCUUCAGUUACUCAGUUUUGUGAUGAAACUAACCAUAACCGUAAUGCAACAAAUCUGCAGAACAAACAAUGCAGCUACAGAAGCACAUGGGAAGUCAUUAUGAACUCUACUGACUAUGUUAAUUCAUCUCCACUAAGUGCUCCUCCACCAGAACCCAUUUUCUCCCUGCUGCAAGCACAAGACAGAGUUCUGUGUCUAGUACUUGAUGUUUCUGGAAGUAUGAUUGGAAGUCGCAUUGCUCGUCUGAAACAAGCUGCAGAACUAUUCAUCUUACAGAUUGUUGAAAGUGGUUCCUGGGUUGGAAUCGUCACAUUCAAUAGUGCAGCAACAAAGAAAAGUGAUUUGAAACAGAUUGUCAGUAACAGUGUGCGCCAAAAUCUUAUAGGCUAUCUGCCUACUUCAGCUAAUGGAGGAACCAGCAUAUGUUCUGGAAUACGUCUAGGAUUUCAGGUAGUUGCACAAAAGUAUUCAACUACUGAAGGCUGUGAAAUUGUGCUCUUGACUGAUGGAGAAGAUUCAACUGUAGCCUCUUGCUUUAGCGAAGUUAAAAGUAGUGGGUCUAUCAUUCACACCAUUGCUUUGGGGCCAAGUGCUGAAAAAGAACUAAACAUGUUGGCAGACAUGACAGGAGGUUUGAAAUUUUUUGCCACUGAUAGUUUGGACACCAACGGCCUCAUAGAUGCGUUCAGUGGAAUUUCAUCAGGAAGUGGAAAUAUCAGUCAACAAUCUAUUCAGCUUGAAAGUAAAGGAGAAACCAUCAAGCCCAGCCAGUGGCUGGAUGGUACUGUAACCAUUGACAAAACUGUGGGAAAUGACACUUUCUUUGUAGUGACUUGGAGUGUGAGCACGUAUCCACCAGGAAUUUUUCUGAGAGAUCCCAAAGGGAAAAAGUACAGUCAAACAGACUUUACCAUUGAUCCUACGAAUCGGAAAACAGCUCGACUCCAGAUUAACGGAACUGCAGAGGUGGGUGAUUGGACAUAUACGAUUCAGAAUACACACUCAGCAGCUCAAGUCCUGUCAGUGACGGUCACCACCCGAGCAGCAAAUGCAUCUCUGCCCCCAGUGACUGUGAAGCCCUAUAUGAAUGCAGAUACCAAUAACUAUCCUAAUCCAAUAAUCAUUUAUGCAGAAGUCAGCCAAGAGUUUUCCCCUAUUCUUGGUGCAAAUGUCACAGCCACAGUUGAAUCAGUAUCAGGAAAAACUACAGAGCUACAGCUUUUUGACAAUGGAUCAGGUGCCGAUAUUCUAAAGCAUGAUGGAAUCUACUCAAAGUAUUUCACAGCUUUCAAAGAAAAUGGUAGAUAUAACAUAAAAGUGCGUGUCCAAGGAAGAGACAAAACUGUCAGACGGGGCCGCAGACAGAAUCGAUCUAUCUACGUACCAGGUUAUGUAGAAGAUGGUGAAAUAAUAAUGAAUCCACCAAGACCUGAACCUAGUGAAGAUGACAUUGAAGCAAACCUAGGAAAAUUCAGCAGAACAGCAUCAGGAGGUUCUUUUGUAAUGGCAAACGUUCCUCCUGGAAAUCCCCCAGAUAUUUUCCCACCCUGUAAAAUCACUGACCUGGAGGUAGAGCUCAAAGAUGAUGACGAAUUCCUUUUGUCAUGGACAGCUCCUGGGGGUGACUAUGAUGAAGGCAAAGCGGAAAGAUAUGAAAUAAAAAUGAGUGAAAAUCUUGAGGAAUUAAGAAAUAAUUUUCAUAGUGCCCUUUCUGUGAACACUUCUGGUCUAACCACGGAAGUUGCCGGGGUGAAACAAUCCUUUCAGUUUAAGCCAGAAAACAUCAGAGAAGAUAACGGCACCACAAUCUUCUUUGCAAUUCGAGCCAUCGAUAACAGCAGCAAUGCUGGUGAAACAUCUAAUAUAGUAAAAACAGUUCGGCUUCUUGCCCCAUUGCCUAGUACUCCCCCAACCCACACUAGUAGCAAUAAUACCACCCCUACGAGUAGCAGCACUAAUGCUUCUACUGAUGAAAACAACUCCCCAGUGUUAAAUACUGUUACCAUAAUCAUAAUCAUAGUAUGUGUUGCUGUAAUUAUCAUUUGUGCUAUUAUAAGUAUAACAAUUUGUGUUGUAAAUAAGCGAAAAAUCGUAAGACCUGAAACUGGACUGUAAUAAUAAUAAUAGGUAGGACUCAUAAACUAUACAAUGAAGAUAAAUUAAUAUAUGUGCUAUUUAGAAACGUGAAAGUUUAAACAUCCCCUCUCUAUAUGUGCUUAUGGACCACGAGGUAGGUAGUAUCGGUUAAUUAAAAUUUCCAUUUUUAUUAUUAAAAUGCUAUUUAUGGAUGGAAGUGUUUUAUUGAAUACUGGAAAACAAUAAUAAUAUAGAAAUUAACAUAUAUUCUUGUUUUGCUACUUUUAAAAUCAUUGGAAUUGGAAGAUAUGUAAAACUUGAUCUUACAUACUUUUUAGUCUAUUUGAUAUUUAAUUCAUUCUUGGAUGUUUAUGUGGGGUGAUAUGAAAUAUUUAAUCUAUUUGAUUCUAAAUCCAUUCCUAGGUGUUUAUAUGUGAUGUUAUGUUGGGUACUUUUGCUGAGUAACUAAUAAAAUUGAACGUUCAUAGUGAUUGUGCUGAAUGAUGAUAUGCUGUAUAACGUUUUAUGUAUUAAUAAAAGCCAAUUUCAACAAAUAAAAUGUUAAAUAGUCAAGGUUUUGAAGGAUAAUAAAAUAAGAUAGAUUUUUUUAAAAAAA
Elgaria multicarinata webbii is the source of this 3669-nucleotide messenger RNA. Its product is annotated as calcium-activated chloride channel regulator 1-like. Bases 261 to 3092 code for a protein of 943 amino acids. Gene Ontology annotation, cellular component: plasma membrane. Lineage: Eukaryota; Metazoa; Chordata; Lepidosauria; Squamata; Anguidae. The transcript is spliced from 16 exons. The record is from RefSeq and is a predicted model, not a curated record. Gene Ontology annotation, molecular function: intracellularly calcium-gated chloride channel activity. Gene Ontology annotation, biological process: chloride transport.